Molecule: messenger RNA, 2136 nt
Organism: Klebsormidium nitens
Lineage: Eukaryota; Viridiplantae; Streptophyta; Klebsormidiophyceae; Klebsormidiales; Klebsormidiaceae
Source: the annotation of a GenBank genome assembly
CAAAAGGGAGGGCUCGUUUUCAAAAAGAUCAGGCACUGGUUGCAAGCUCCUGGCUAGCAAAUUCGUGGUUACCUAGCAGAAAAAGAGCAGCUCUCAAAGGUCUGAAAGGAGGCGCUUUCUCGUUGAUCUUUAAAGCAGGGAAACCGGUACAUUCAAUUGUAUGGUGCCUUUCUUGAGGCGCUAUCUUAGCAGACACUUGGAGUGCACCUUCUGCGAGCAGAUUCAUUAUCGCUGAAUGUCUGUCCUAGCAUUGGCAGAGCUUCUUUUCAUGUGACGCGCAAGGGAAAUUGGGGUUUGCAUCCAAUGCAAGCAGCCUCAUUGGCAAUGCACUCCUCUGUCCCUCUUCUCUCUGCGCCAGCUUCCUUAGAGACUGCAUUUAAGCUGUCUAUUGCUGCCGCCACAGCAAUUGCCCGUCCUCCGAGCCCCACGCCUAGUUGCCAGCUCAGCCCUUCUGCAGCCAAAACUCAAUGGGGUGAAGGGGACGGCUCCGUAAUCUCCAAGUUCGGCAAGCAAAGCUGUGAGCUUGUGGCAAAGGGAGUGUAUCUCAGCCCUCAAUUAACAGUCAGAUCAGAAGCUGUCAAAACCACUGCUGCUGUUGGGGUUCUCGAACGCUCUGAGCAAAGCAAUGCUUCGCAGCGGCCCUAUUUGGACGGCUCUCAAAGGCAGGGGUUUAUGGACGACCAAUCCGGACCUGGGGUCCCGAUUGAUCACAGUCUCGCACCCCAGUCCCUUGUUCAUGAAAGCUCUCCUCAUACAAAAACCAUUUCAAAACCCCAGCCAAAUGCGCAAGCUGAGAGCUCAGAGGAGUUGAGGCUUGGCCCCAGUGGAUCCAAUCUACUUCCUGAGCAGGAACUCCACCCUUCUUUGGCCACCUUUGCACCUGACAUAUUUGCAGCGCGCGCUCAACCCCCUUCACUUCUGGUGUUCUCUGGAGGGACUGCAUUCAAUGGCGUGGUUGAAGAUUUGAAGCACUUCACGACGAGAGUGUCGCACGUGCUUCCUGUAUCGGACGAUGGAGGCAGCACGGCAGAGAUUGUGAGGGUCUUGGGGGGCCCCGCAGUCGGAGACAUCCGGUCUCGCUGCCUGCGACUCUCCGACGAGAGCAGCGAGGAAGCGCUAGCUGUCAAGCGGCUAUUGGGCCACCGACUUCCGGUCGACGCCCCGGGGGCUAAGAUGGAGUGGUACUCGAUUGUGGAGGGGGAGCAUGAACUGUGGACGGGAGUGUCGGACCCGUACAAGGAUACAAUCCGGGCGUUUUUGGUUCACUUUCAUACACAGAUCUUGCGGCACUCGUCGGAGCGUUUCUCCUUCCAGAACGGCUCCAUUGGCAACUUCUUCUUCGCGGGCGCGCGCACCUUCUUCCGCUCCAUGGACGCCGCGAUCUUCACAUACUCCUCCAUUUCCGCCAUUCCGAAAGACAGCCUAGUCCUUCCGGCCGUUUCCACCAACGACCGGCUCGUCCUCGGAGCGGAACUGCGGAACGGAGAGAUCAUCCGGGGGCAGAACAUGAUUUCACACCCAUCGCCCGCCGAGCUGGAGCAGAGCGGCGUGCGCAAUGUGAAUAAGGCGCUCGGGGCGUGCCCCCCGCUGCCGUCGCCGAUCAAGCGCGUGUUUUACAUGUCGACGGAAGGGACGCAUUUGCUACAGGAGGUGUUCCCGAAGGUUAACCCAAACGUGGUUAAGAACCUAGACCAGGUCGACGCAAUCAUCUACGGCAUGGGGUCGCUGUACACGAGCAUCUGCCCCUCGCUGAUUCUACGUGGCGUAGGGGAGGCUAUCGCUGCAAAAGACUGUCCAAAGGUGUUUCUACUGAACGGCACGCACGACCGGGAGACCGCCGGCAUGGCCGCGUCCGACUUCGUCCUGGCGGUCUGCAACGCGUUGAACCGGACACAUGGAGAAGACCGAGCGUCACGACUGUACUACCUUCCUCCGACGUACGUCACCGUGUUUCUUGUACCGGAAGGGGGCCAGAUACCAGUCGACAUCGAAAAUCUGCACUCAAUUGGGAUCACACGAGUGGUGACGGUACCUUCGGAGGUUGCGGACAACGGGAGCAUCGUGUUCAAUAGCACCAAGCUGAUUGAGACCCUAGGGAACGUUAUCGCCAGCACGCCCCCAGCUUUAGCCGACUAA